AUGUCCCACCACCAUGAGACAAACCCACACUUUCUCCCUCGUCAACGCGACCCGGUCCUCGAGUUCCCCUCACGAACGCCUCCACGGCGCUCGAGGCCACCGCCUCAUGCCACCCCAACACAGCACCCUGCACCGCCCCACCAUCCGACACAUAUUAAGCCUGUUGUUGAGGCUCCGCACCAACCCCAUGCCACCCCAGCACAGCACCCUGCACCGCCUCAUGACCGAACACAUAUUAAGCCUGUUGUUGAGGCGCCGCACCAACCCCAUGCCCCCCCAGCACACCACCCGACAAAUGUUAAGCCCGUUGCACCCUUUGUAGUUGAGGCUCCGCACCAAGCCCACCAAGGAUCCAGACCCCAUUCGGAUUCUCAUACACGCCCACACCACCACCCUGGUCUCAUCCACGCCCCAACGUCCCAGCGGACCAAGCCGGUCACCUGGCUGGUGGCAGCAUUCUGUAUGCUCUUCUGGAUACUGGUGAUCGUGGGCGGCCUGAUAGUCCUGAUAGUGUACCUGGUGUUCCGGCCGCACAACCCAUGGUUCGACAUCUCAACUGCAACCAUCAACGCGGCGUACCUAGACAUGGGCUACCUGCUGAACGCCGACGUGACGGUGCUAGCCAACUUCAGCAACCCCAACACUAAGGUGAAGGUGGAUUUCAGCUACGCGAUCCUCGACCUCUACAUAGACCACAAGUUCAUCGUCACCAGCUACAUUCCGCCGUUUUCGCUGAUGAGGGGCGGCUCGAGGUUUGCCAACGUGCACAUGGUGGCUAGCCAGGUGGCGCUAUCGACAGCGCAGAGCAUGCAGCUACAGAAACAGAUAGAACAAGGAAGAAUGAACCUUGAUAUAAGAGGAUUGUUUAAAGCUAGGUCUAAAUUAGGCGGCAUAUUCCACUACUCAUACUGGAUGUAUGCACAUUGCCAACUCGUCCUUUCCGGCCCUCCCACCGGAGUUUUGAUCAGUAAAAAGUGUGUUGUCAAGAAGUGACGACGACAUACGAGAGAACUUCAAGCCCUUAAAAAUAGUCCAAAAUUGCCAUUUUUUGUACUUCCUAAACAAUUAAUCAUUUUCCAUAUCAUCAUCAUUAUUUAAAAUGUGAGUUUCCACAUCAACUUUCAUUCUACAUAUUUACAAGGAUGGAUACUUUUACAUUGCAUUUCAAUAUAGUCCACUCGAGUCUAAACGGUGUCUCAAUCGCAAUCCUUCGGCUUCUUUCUUGUACUGCUUUGACUCGAUAUAAUUUUGAAUUGACAU
Salvia hispanica is the source of this 1260-nucleotide messenger RNA. RefSeq lists its product as uncharacterized. Gene Ontology annotation, biological process: defense response to other organism. Gene Ontology annotation, cellular component: plasma membrane. NCBI's taxonomy places the organism in Eukaryota, Viridiplantae, Streptophyta, Magnoliopsida, Lamiales, Lamiaceae. The record is from RefSeq and is a predicted model, not a curated record.